GGAGCUCACGAUUUACAAUUUCAAUUUGGGGCUCUACGGCGUGAUGCGGAUCACCUUUGAGCUGGCACCUGCCGGAGACUGGAUCCAGAAUUUUGACAUUGAUGUGCUCUUGCAGAGGCACUUGCAACCACUUGGUGCUGGUUCCACAGAGGACUGGCUUUUUCUAAUCUUGGAAGCAGGCUUAGUGCUGUUUGUGCUACGGUAUGUUUUGGAGGAAGCAGCUGAAUUCGUGGGCUUCCAGUCCAAAAACGGCAAGAUUUCAGUCACCAUCAAGUGGGACUACUUCUUGGAUGCAUGGAACGUGUUGGACUGGUUUAAUUUGAUCAUGAUGAUCAUUACAGUUUGCUACAAAGUCGAUACGUGGUCGAAAGCUGGUGGACUCUAUGUGAUCUCGCCGAGCAAUUGGGAUAGUGUGACCAAAGACAUGUACUCAAACUUCCAUGGGGUGGCAUCCAACGUCAGACAGAUACAGAGUUUGAUCUCGUUCAACACCAUCCUUACCUGGUUCAAGGCGGUCAAGUACAUCAACAUCAUUCCCUAUGUGACGACCUUCAUGCAGACGGUGGUGAUUUCACAGCAGAGCCUGAGCUGAACAGCUACGAACACACGCGUCCAGUGCCGCAGUGUUUGACAACUCGAUUUGCCACACAUUGCCACACUUGCGCCAGUGUUUUGAGCGACACUGCGCAGACCCCACCCUGAGCGCAACAAUCGCCAGAGGUGAUGCGUGGUUUGGAUGCUUUCGAACUGUUUGUUGUGCCAAGGUCUGCAGCAUGUUCAAAAUAAACACAAAGAGACAAGGAGUA
Messenger RNA from Cladocopium goreaui, 806 nucleotides. The record is from the annotation of a GenBank genome assembly. NCBI's taxonomy places the organism in Eukaryota, Dinophyceae, Suessiales, Symbiodiniaceae.